This is a messenger RNA of Gastrolobium bilobum, 729 nucleotides long. RefSeq lists its product as uncharacterized. The transcript is spliced from 2 exons. The record is from RefSeq and is a predicted model, not a curated record. Bases 240 to 620 code for a protein of 126 amino acids. Lineage: Eukaryota; Viridiplantae; Streptophyta; Magnoliopsida; Fabales; Fabaceae.
UUUAGUUUCCACUCCCAAUUGAAUUUGUUUCGGGCAAUGCCAACCACUGUGGCGAGGUUUGCGAUUACGACCACACCCGACCCAACUUCACGUUAUCUCUCUCAAUUGUUCAAAUUGAAAAAAAAAAAAAAUGAAAAUCCUAAUUUCCGUGACCUAAUUUCCCUUUAAUAGAAGUUAAAAGGUUCAUCUUCAAUAUCGCUAUUCUUGUUGGUGAGAAACAAAAUACGCGCUUUGAUUUGAUGUCUGGUUCUGAUGAUGAGGAGAUCUCAAAUGUUGAUCGUCGUGGUUACAGAGAAGGAGGCAGUGACGGCGAUGACGAUAACGAUGACGAUGGUGAUGACGAUGCUGCAAUUGGAAAGAAGCAGAGCAGAAGAAUGGGUAUUGGGAAGGCGAAGCAGGUGGUACUGCAUCAAUUCACAAAAGCCAAGAGGCAAAUCCGCAGAAUCAGAAGCAAAAGGACUCUUCUUCCAUCAUCAUCAUCAUCAUCGUCUUCAUCUUCUGGGAAUGCAAGUAUCACAGGUUCAGGGUUUGGCCAGAUUGCUUUUGCUGCACUGCCCCCAAGUUUACUUGGUUUAGAGGACUUCUGUGUGUUCUGUUGUUCUUUGUCUCUUCUACGAUGAGGUACAUUUUGGAUGAGAUAGAAAACAAGAAUGGUUUUGUUUGUUGAUAUCUAGAGCCAUUUGUGUAAUUUUUUUAUUUGGUAAACAAGUCAUUUGUGUAAUUUAAUAU